This is a messenger RNA of Grus americana (Whooping crane), 3681 nucleotides long. RefSeq names its product iroquois homeobox 4 (gene IRX4). Gene Ontology annotation, cellular component: nucleus. Gene Ontology annotation, biological process: regulation of transcription by RNA polymerase II; cell development; neuron differentiation. The coding region runs from base 479 to 1972 and encodes 497 amino acids. Lineage: Eukaryota; Metazoa; Chordata; Aves; Gruiformes; Gruidae. The record is from RefSeq and is a predicted model, not a curated record. Gene Ontology annotation, molecular function: RNA polymerase II cis-regulatory region sequence-specific DNA binding; DNA-binding transcription factor activity, RNA polymerase II-specific. The transcript has 7 exons.
CCGGAGCCGGGCGCCGCCGCGCCGCCCCCGCUUCGCCCCCUCCCCGCGCCCGGGGGGCGCUGGCCCGCGCAGCCCCCGGCGGCUCCGCGGCGGCCGGCUCCGCCGCGCUGCCCCAGGGCUAUGAAUAAAGCUAAGGCCGAUGGGUGGACAGGUACAGGUGCCCAUCUCCUGCGCGCAGGGCUAGCGCUGGCGUCCCAGCCCACCUCCUCAAACGGGAGGGAAACAAAGACGGCGAGAGAGGCAGGGAGAGUUGCCUUUCUUCGUAGCUCCCUGCAAAGUCAGCCAGCGCAGACGAGACGAGAGAAGCCCUGCCAUGGCACAGCCAUCGCUACGAGGUUUUAGCCGAAGCCUGGCGUGAUCGCAGCAUCUAGGGACCUGUGGUUACCAAUCAAUUGGUACAAUAGAGCAGAGCCAGGCUGCAAUAGCGUGCAGAUCAGACGUCUCGCCUUGUUUCUAGAUAACUGGGAGCCUCUGUACCAUGUCAUAUCCUCAGUUUGGCUACCCUUACUCCUCUGCACCCCAGUUCCUGAUGAGCACCAACUCCCUGACGACCUGCUGCGAGUCCAGCGGCCGGACGCUGGCCGAGACGGGGGCGGCCGCCUCCGCCCAGACCCCCGUCUAUUGCCCGGUGUACGAGAGCCGCCUGCUCGCCACCGCCCGACACGAACUCAACUCCGCCGCCGCCCUGGGGGUCUACGGCGGCCCCUACGCCGGGCCCCAGGGCUAUGGAAACUACGUGACCUACGGCACCGAGGCUCCCGCCUUCUACUCCUUGAACAGUUUGGAGGCGAAGGACGGGAGCGGGUCUGCGCAUGCGGGCAUCGCCCCGGCGGCUGCCUACUACCCCUACGAUCACACCCUCAGCCAGUACCAGUACGACAGGUACGGCACGAUGGACGGCGGGACGCGGAGGAAAAACGCCACCCGGGAGACGACCAGCACGCUGAAGGCCUGGCUGCAGGAGCACCGCAAGAACCCCUACCCCACCAAGGGUGAGAAGAUCAUGCUGGCCAUCAUCACCAAGAUGACCCUCACCCAGGUGUCCACCUGGUUCGCCAACGCCCGCCGGCGGCUCAAGAAGGAGAACAAGAUGACGUGGCCCCCGCGGAACAAGUGCUCGGACGAGAAGCGGCCCUACGAGGAAGAGGAGGAGGAGGAAGAGGAGGGUUCGCAGGAAGAGGCGAUGAAGAGCGGGAAAGCCGAGGAGCCCACGGGCAAGGAGGAGAAGGAGCUGGAGCUCAGCGACCUGGAGGACUUGGACGCCGCCGAGUCGGAGAGCUCGGAAUGCGAGCUGAGGCGGCCCUUCCCGCACCCGCAUCCGCUCCCGCACCCGCUCCCGCACCCGGGCGGCAGCCACCCGCCGCGGGCCGCCGAGCCCCCCGCCAAGAUGCCGCCGCCGCCCGCCGCCGCCGGGGAUGAGGAGGAGGAGGAGGCGGCGGCGGAGCGGGCGCGGAGCUGCCUGAAGACGGCGGCGGCGGAGUGCGGCCCCGACCUGCUCAGCGCCCGGCAGCGCGGCUGCGAGUCCAAAAUGUGCUUCCAGCAGGGGCAGCAGCUGCUGGAGGCGAAGCCCAGGAUUUGGUCCCUGGCGCACACCGCCACCUCCCUCAACCAGGCCGAGUACCCCUCCUGCAUGCUGAAACGGCAGGGGGGCUCGGCCGCCGCCGCCGUCUCCGCCCCGGUCAGUGUCAUCGACAGGCACCAGGAUUCGCCGGUCACCAACCUCAGGAACUGGGUGGACGGGGUGUUUCACGACCCCCUGUUCAGGCACAGUACUUUGAACCAAGCCCUGAGCAACACGACAGUUUCCUGGGCUACCACCAAAGGAGCCAUUCUGGAAACGGGCGCCUUGGGACGCGCGGUGGGGAACGGCGCCAACGUGCUCAAGGGGCAGCUCUCAACCUUGGCCCACCAUGACUCUAACAAAGAGUUUCUGGCGUUUCCCAAAUCAGGAAGCAAAAUGUUUUGUUCCUAACAGGCCCGCCGAUGGGGCGAAGGACUUGCUAACGCUUGAAGAGUCAGCUACACUGAAAAGAGACUUGCGAGAGUUUAAAUUUAAAUAUAAAACUUUUUCUUUUCCUUUUUUUGUUUUUUAAACAACAGAAACGAGGAUUUAAAGUUCAGUUUGCUCAGUUCAACGGACAGACUUUGCUCACUGCUGUUCUGAAGAAUUUCUCCUGGUUGCGACUUUAAGGGAUCAAUGUCGUGAAAGUUAUUUAAUUCCAUGUCCAAAAAGCACGUGCUAUAGCGUAGACCUACUUAAAAAGUUUACAUCCGAAAGUUUACAAACGGGAAAUUUUAAUUCAGAUUUAAUUUAAGGCAUGCCGACAUUAGUUAUAAAGACUUUUCAAGAGUUUUUCCUCCUGAUUUCCUUGUUAGCAUAUAAUUCACAAACAGCACUUCUACUAAGUUUACACCUACUGCACAAAUUUAUCUUGACAAAAUAAUAAAAAAAAAGAGAAUAUGUUAAAAGGUAUGUUCACUCCAAUAAAUUGUCUGUUUCAGAGGUAACACAAGUGGUGGCGUUUUGCAUUGCGCAACAAACACGUUUUAAGUUUCAAAAUUCCCCCUCUGAGCCGGUCCCGGUAAUUCCAAGGACUGUCAACAGGCUACUGGGAGAGCGGAAAAGAGUCUCAGCGGAGCGCUGCCGCGGGAGGAUGGAUCCGCGGGAGGGAUGCUCGGCUGCUCUCCGCGCUUUACCGUGCCCCCCGCGGCUCAGCGCUUGCGGCCCGGCAGCCUCCCGGGACGGCGGGGCGGCAGCGGGGGCGCCGGCUGCCCGCUGAGGCGAGGCGGAGGGGGAGCAUUCCCCCCCCUUCAUUCCCCCCCCCGACCUGCGGGCGGGCGGGGGUCGGCCCCCAAGGGUCGGGCUCGGCCGCGGCGUCGCCUCCGCAGUGCGCGGAGCAACUGAUUCACAUGGAAAAUUUGAUCUUUUAAAGAACCGUUUUAGCUUUCCAGCUCCUCUGCCAGUAUGGAGAAUCGCUGAUCCUCCAUGAAUAUUUCAGCACUUCAGGACAGAUGCUUUACCGUUUUGACAUUAAAUAGAGUGCAGCCAACAAAAAGAGAAAGAGAAAGAGAGCGAGCGCACUCGACGUGUGAUUCAGGAGCACUCGCAGCCAAUUUACCACUUAGGUAACAGGCGUUUAAAAGAUUUCCUUUCUUUCCCCGGAACGGGAACAAACUUUACUGAGCCCCGGACCGGGAGAGAGGCAGAACUGCUGGAAAAGAAACUGCGAGGCAGUAACAGACCUCGGCUUACCCAGACCGGCCUAAAGCCCCGGGCUGCGGCACCCGGCGCUGCGGGGGGAAGAGCAAAAGCGCCCGAAGGACCGAGCUGACACAGGACAAGCAGAAGACUCUUUCUUGCCCAUCCCACUCCUGCGGCUCCCCGCCAGCCCCCCACUCUAAAUAAAUAAAUAAACAACUAAGACUACAACGCGGAAUAUAUAGAUAUAUAAAGGCAACAAUAAACGCAACCGAGACAGCACCCAGCCAAAUGUAACGUACUCCACCCCGCAAAGUUUCUAGCGAGACCUGUUAGUGCAAAGACUGAAUAAAGGAAUCCGGGUGCGGAGAUCAGAUCAAGCCCUUCCCCUCUCUGCGAGCAGCCGUAAUUGGAUUGUAUCCAGUCAUAUUCCCUGUCAUUGUAUUGACUUUCGCUCUCUUGGAUGAUAUUAUCGAGAUCAC